CGCAUGUCUACCGCGGAGUAUUGUGGGUGUCAGUGAGGAAGUAAAAUGGCGGACCUGGCAAACGAAGAGAAGCCUGCCAUAGCCCCACCAGUGUUUGUGUUCCAGAAAGAUAAAGCUCAGAAGAGAUCAGUAGAAGGGUCCAGUGCGGAGGAUGGAGAAGACUCUGAUAAAGAUGAGAGUAGUUACUGUCCCCCGGCCAAGAGGGAAAGAACAUCGUCACUAACACAGUUCCCACCUGCACAUUCAGUUUCUAAGAACAAUGUGUUCAUGCCAUCCAGUUUCUGUCAGUCCCCGACAGGAAAUAAUCAUUCAGAUUCAGAACCUGAGGAGAAGACGGUUGGGUUUCGCCUGAAGCCUCCCACCCUGAUCCAUGGACAGGCUCCUAGUGCAGGCGUCCCGAGCCAGAAACCCAAGGAGCUGCAGCGCAGUGUGCUACGACCAGCGGUACUGCAGGCCCCUCCGGCCACCAAAUCACUGACCCAGACCGGGUUGAACAGUGGUACGAAUGGAGUGAACAGGUCAUCAGAGGGUCUGACAGUCACCCAGAACAACACAGAGAACUGUGAUGGGUCGACCACGUCACAGGUUGAGCAAAGCAGUGAACAGAAAGGCUCUCUGUCAGCAGAAUCAGGGGAAACCAAUUAUUUCCUACAAUACAGAAGCACUCCCAGCUUACAGAAGGCUGAGAACAAGGCUGAUGAUGGGGAUAAGUUUGUGUUUGGACAGAACAUGUCGGAUCGUGUCCUAAGUCCGCAGAAAUGUGAGCAAGCAGCAGAGGGCAGUAGAGAUCCCCCCGCCGCUGCACCCUGUGAGCCCUCGUCACAGGACAGCAGCCCUGAGAAAGACAACAAUGUGACAGAGUCUUUGGAGGAGUCGGCGGCAGCCUACACCAAAGCUACAGCCAAGAGGUGUUUGUUAGAGAAAGUAGAGGUCAGAACUGGAGAGGAGUCUGAGAGUAACGUUCUUCAGGUCCAGUGCAAGUUAUUUGUGUUUGACAAAGCGUCCCAGUCUUGGGUGGAGAGAGGUAGAGGACUACUAAGGCUCAAUGAUAUGGCUUCCACAGAGGAGGGAUCGUUACAGUCCAGGCUGGUGAUGAGGACCCAGGGCAGUUUGCGUCUGAUCCUCAACACCAAACUGUGGCCUCAAAUGCAGACGGACAAGGCCAGCGAGAAGAGCGUCCGCAUCACAGCCAUGGACACUGAGGACCAGGGGGUCAAGGUCUUCCUCAUAUCGGCAAGCUCUAAGGACACAGGGCAGCUGUACGCAGCACUGCACCAUCGUAUCCUGGCCCUGCGGAGCCGCUCAGACCAAGAGCCAGAGCCCCGGGUCCCCAUCCCAGACAGCCACAUCCCUCAUCCCCAGUCUAACGAGGAGGAUAGUGAUGAGGACGAACCGCUCACACCCACUGCCAACAACACAGAGGGUCCAGAGUCCCAGGCCUGCGGGACUGGCAGUGGGAGUGGGUCCUCAUAGCACCUGCCCCCCUCCAACCGCCCACGCACUGCAGUAAGGACCCCUUACAGGCACCUCCAUGGACACCUCAGGCCAGCAUCUCCCCAGUGGUCCAAGGUCACAGUGGAGCGCCAGGAAGGAUCCUAUGCAGGUGUUACUAAGUUAACUCUGCAGUUCACACUCUGCAUUCACAGUAUAUCUGGGAUGGAUGGACUUUUUUGUUUAGUUUUUGACUUCUUUUCUUUUUUUUCUCUAGAAUAGGAUUUUUGUGGGGUUGGGGGGGGAUGUUGUGAAUUGGACACUCAUCAUAUUGAUGAGUGAAGGGAAUGAGAAAGCAGUUUUCUUCUCUCGCCGAUGUAAGUAUAUUCUAAAUAGUUUGCUGUUAAAAGUGGGACCUCUUUAUCCACCUUGCAAGAGAACAGACCUCAGGCACUUCAGUGGGGCUUGUAUUUUGUUCAGAGAGGUAAAGAUUGAGUUGCCUAGCAAAUAUUUGUUUAUAAAGUCUUUUUUUAUUUCACUGAGUUUUGUCAUUGAAUAGUGUCUGGACUCUUGCUUCAAGUUGUCUUUUAGUCUGUAGUCCACAUUAUAAUUGAUUUUUGACCACAAAUCGGUUGAAUUAGAAUCCCUUGUGCAAACACCUGCUUUGACUUUAGUAGCCAUAAAAGAUUUUUAAAAUAAUUCAAUUUAAUAAUGGAAUUUACCUGUGUUCAUGAUUAUUAUUAUUUCUGGUACAUUACGUUUUUAUUGAUAGUUAAUAUUAUCGACUUUGAUUUAGAAAUUCAUCCGAAAAUUAACUCAUUCUGUAAAUAAGAAAGCUUGUUGGAAUUGAUCACUUUACAACAGGUUUGCACCAUGACCCAAAAGUUUUCCCUGAAUAUAGCCGUUAGAUUUGUUUCUUUCAAUUUUUUUUUUUUUAGAUAGAUCAGAAAAAUAUACAUUUUCUCAAAUAUAUAUGGAGUAAACCCUUUUUAUGUUUGAGUUGUUUACAAUUAUGUAAUUAGUUUGCUUUAAAUAAGUUCCAAUCACAAGGCUUUGUUUAUAACAACCACGAUCUCCGAAUAAUAUAAGACCAUUGCAAAAAAAAUAAAAAAUAAUAAUGCGAUCAGAAAGGCCAAUAUAAUAACUUUUAGGUUAGGGUGUUGGCAUUUGGUUUCUCUAGCAUGUCGUUAUUUACAUCUAUCCCAAAUCGGUUUGACAUCAAAACCCUACAAAAUGCACAUAAUACUCUCAGACCAGCUAAUGCUGCCAUUUUAUUCAAAGAGUUAUAGACAUUGGAACAGGUGGUACUAAGCGCACAGGGUAGGAGGGCUACAAGGACAGUGUUUCUCACCAAUAGUCUAGUGCUGAGCCCUCUAUUCCUUUGUUAAAUAGAUGGCUCUGGUUUGGUGUAUUUCAAAUAAACAGACCCCUUAAAGAGAAGUAGAUGACUAAAGUAAUAUUUUCUUCAGUGAAGUGUAGUUCCUCUUUUUUUUAAGCCUUUUUCUUCCUCCUCAGUGGAAUGAGUAAUAUUUCUAAAUUGUUGUAUUAUAGUGUUCUGCUUUUUCAUGUACUACAAGCCUUUGAUGUGGAAAAAAUGUAUUUUUAACUAAAAAAAGCAUACUAAGAAAAGUUUGGUGGGGAAAAAAAACAGGCAAGUAGAAAUAUUAUUGGUUAAAAUGUAUAAAUCCCGUAAUGUAUAUUAUUGAACAAGCAACCUUUAAAGGAAUAAUCCACUCAAACUUUUGGUAUUUGUUUCAUUAGUCCACUGUUGAUAAUGAAACAAUUUCCCAAAUAUAUUUUUUGAGUGGAUUAUUCUUUUAAGUGUAAAAAAAGGACAACUUUCCUUUUGUACUCUUCUUCACCGCAGUCUAUAGUAACCUCACUGUGUAAUGUGCUCUGUAAAAUUGUGUUCUCUCCAUUCUUCACAUUCUGCUUAUGUAGCUACAAACAUAGGACUAUUCCUCAUGGCCCAGUUUUUAAAAAGUUAUCUGGAUUUCGCCUAUCGGAUAGGAUUAAAUGCAUAGAAAUAGAAUGACUAGAACAGAAGUCUCCAUUCAAGUCAAUGAUUCGUCCAUUCUGUUCAUUCUAUUUCUAUGCAUUUAAUUCUAUCCGAUAGGUGAAAUCCAGAUAACUUUUUUAAAACUGGGCCCUGGACAUGAAUGUAUGGCAACUUGUCUCUGCGUUCUUCAGCACUUUUCCUUCUCUGUGAUGUUUCUCCCAUCAAUAUGAAUUUUUUUUAAUGUUCGUAAAUGCAAAUGAACUGGGGCUGUCCAUUUGAUUCAUUGGCAAAGGUGGUUGAUAAUGAAGUGUUGAAUGUUGUUUACAUUGGAGUCAUUGAUGGUUAUUUGCUGGGAAGUGACUGUAAGACAGAUAUACACUUUUGUUCAUGUUAUAUUUUUGUUGCUGAAAUUUCUGUCAUGUCUCCUAUAGUUCCCUCAAAAUGUCUACCUGUUUUCUUUUUUGAGUUAGGCCUAGCUGUCAUUGUUCCAUAACCUGGUGCUAUUUUGUUGCAUUUCCUAUCACUAUACAAGUCAAUGUUGAUAUUCUGUUAGAUCGAGAUCAAAACAUUACAUAUUUGAAUGGAAGUCGAGUGAAGAGGAUGUUAUGAAACCUAGUUGACAUGGACGAGCCCUUGCUGCUGUUGUACAAGGGCACCUGACUCCUACUGUAUACUGUGACUGGAAUAUGUUUUCAUAGUAACAUGUCUUCUGCGUUGGCCUCUUAACAUGCCAUUAACUUCAAUAUAUUAGGUGAUAGUUUACGGUAGUGGCAUUGCUGCUUGUUGUGAUUGAUCCAAUACAACGGAGGUGUGUUCAUAGACUAGGUAUGCCAGAGAAACGCGAGGGAUCAGGAGUGUUGCAUUAAUAGUCGGUGGAAUGGUCAGAAAAAGCUGGUUAAUUUCAAACAGGCCCACUUACGAUGAGGGAAAGGCUUGCUUACCACCUAUCCUCUCUUUCCAAUGGAGACAUCUAGAGAGGGUCCACCCCUAUCAGGAUAAAGAUGCUUGUCAUUGAGGAGCACUAGAAUAGCUACAUGUCUCCUUUCAACAAUACCCACAUCUUUACCAGUCAUUUUGAUAUCAUUCGCCCAAUAUGUGUGGAAUAAGGGCAAAGAUAGGCUAAAAAGUCAUAGCAUUAUCAUAGCAAAUCUCCAUUCAGGCAACACACAGGAGGAGAUGCGGUACUGUACUGUACCAUUCACCCCUGUUGAUGUGUGUGUAUCACAGAAUCCCUCCACAGAAAGACUACUUUGAAUCUCCUCCUCCUGUCUGAUAUCUUGUAUGGCUGUCAGAGCAUCUACUAGCUGCAGUAUAUAUUUUUUACCAAUCUCUAAUGCGUUCACUCGAUGGAACGCCUCCUCUUUCUAAUAACCCAAGUAGAGUGCUGUCAAAUGUCGUUGACAAAUUUGAGCCUUUUGGACUAUGUUUUUCUUAGUUUUUUCCCUUAAAGGUUUUGAGGAAAUCGAAGAAGGCAGUAAAUGUCCCCCUCCCCUCCACCACCCUAUAGAUGUAUAAGAGAUGAGGGACCAUGAUGUGACUAUGCUUAGAUUGCUGAGGGAUUGAGCUGUAAACAUUGGGCUGGAGAACCACAGCAUUGCAGUGAGUCAUUCUAGCGGUCUGGGCCUACUCAAGGGAGGCAAGGGAGCGUGUGGCAUGGAUUUGUUUUUAUAACCCUGCUGUCUGUCAGCAAACCAUAAAGGUCUGUCCACCAGUCCAAACAAACCACAGGGAUGCUUAGAGAUCUGGGUUGGGAUUCUCUUCCCCCAGUCCUAGGGAUGGGCAUCUUGGGACCUGGAGAGCUGCAGGGAGUGCAGGCUUUAGUGCUGUUUAGUUUAGGUAAUUUGCACAUAAUGAUUUACAAUAAAAUAGAAGAAAGAUUAGAAUAAGCCCUGAAAGCUGGUGAAACAAAGGCCUACACAGCUCUCCAUGAACGGAGUUGCCCACCCCUGUCUCAAUCCCUUCAUCUGAAAUUCAUGGUUGAGCCUACUGUUUUGACAGGUGAAACAAUCUUUAUUUUUUGCUUUGAGCUUUAGUAUAAAAUGACUACAAAAAAAGACAAAAACAUAAAGAAAAAAACAAAUAUAAAAAAUCACUUGUUAUCAAAAAAUGUUUAUGUAAAAUGGUCAUAUCAAAUGUAUUUCAAAAUUACAUUAAAACUUUUAACAGAAAGCAAAACUUGUUUUGUUGUUUUCAUGGUUUACUCAAAUAGCUUUGAUCGUAUGGCUUAACUUGCAUGUUAGGUGAACUAAAGUAAGUAGUUUCGAAGUACAAUAGCCAAUUCUGCAAGCUCAGACCGUCUCUGUGUAGUAAGUGUUGCUGUCUCGCCACAAGAGGGUGCUCUUGGUCUGAAGAUGGUUCAAUAUCAACACAGUAUCAACAGAGACAGUUCAUCUUGUAAGCAGUACCAAAUCCUCAAAUUGGAGGAAAAAUUGUGAAAUGGCCUCUAAUCAUAUUUUUACAACAUUAUCAUUUGAAGAUAAUACCUCUGAAACCACGGCGGUGCCCUUUUAAUGGUUGUAAACUGCUAAUUAUAUGUAUUUAUCUAAUUUGUCUAUUUCUGCAAUUCUUGCUGAAUAAAUAGCUUACAGUAUACGCUCAGUGGCCAGUUUAUUAGGUACAACAAUCUAGUACCGGGUCGGACCUCCCUUUGCCUCCCGAACAGACUGAAUUCUUCGGGGCAUGGAAACGUUGCUCAAUUGGUAUCAAGGGACCUAACGU
Molecule: messenger RNA, 6148 nt
Organism: Coregonus clupeaformis (lake whitefish)
Lineage: Eukaryota; Metazoa; Chordata; Actinopteri; Salmoniformes; Salmonidae
Product: ran-binding protein 3
Exons: 16
Coding region: 46-1473 (475 amino acids)
Biological process (GO): protein export from nucleus
Cellular component (GO): cytoplasm; nuclear pore
Molecular function (GO): GTPase activator activity
Source: RefSeq, a predicted model, not a curated record